AUGAUGAUAUUUUCGAAUCCUCCAACCUCUCAAACCCACGUACUUGAAGACUAUCGUGAAGAGAAUAAAAGAAAUCUUUCCGGUAAGAAUACGAAUGUAUCACGAUCUGAAUAUAAUCCUUUGUAUGAUACAUUUCAAUCAACAAUAUCUCCCAAUUUCAAUGGUGAACAAUCAUUGGAUUUCGUCGAAUCUAAACAAAGAAGAUCACCUCCUAAUUAUCGAUCAUUAACACCACCACCACGUUUUAUCAAUCAUUUUCAUGAUUCAUUUAAUAAUACCAAUGCAUUGUCGCCUCAAAAUCAUCGCAUAUCGGAUGAUACUGAUCAUAGACUAAUACGAUUUAACGAUCAUCUACAGCAACAACAGGAACUACAACCACGAUCAUCUAAAACGAAUGCAAAAAAAACUGAACCUACUAACAGCACUGCUGCUAGUGAAGUUGAAUUACUUAUGGACAGAGAUGGAAUGGGAGGUAAUGAAGAAAUACCAAAAACCGGUCGCCGAACAAGACGAAGAUUGUUGAAUAAUUUACUUGAUUUUAUUGCUAUCGUGUCUACGGCUCUUAUAUUUGGUAUAAUUUAUUUACUUGUAAAACCCGUCCAACGAGGAUUUUACUGCGAUGAUAAAUCAAUCAUGUAUCCAUUCCGAGAUGAUACAAUUCCAAUGUGGAUGCUAGGUAUUUAUGGUGGAAUAUGUCCUGUAAUUAUUUUUUUCAUUGUUGAAAUAUGGGUGGUUCGACCGUUUCAUUGUCGUCGUGGAUCUUCUAAUCAAAGUUUGAAACAACGUCAAGUUGAUUAUGUCAAAGCCAUAUUUCACACCGUCUUUUUAUUUGGCCUUGGAAUAGCUGUAUGUUUUCUUAUUACAGAAGUUGGAAAACGUACAAUUGGACGUUUAAGACCAUAUUAUUUGACGGUAUGUAAUCCAACAUGGUCAGCAAUUACUUGUUCAAAAAAUGUGACAACAGCCAGCGGUGCGAUGCUAAUUCCUCAAUACAUCUGGGAUCAUCAAUGUAAUCCAAAUGUAUCAUUAUCUAUACUUCAAGAAGCUCGUCUGUCAUUUCCUAGUGGACAUUCUAGUUUUGCUACCUUUUCUUUUAUUUUCUUAUUUGUCUAUUUUGAAGCACGACUCGUUUGUCCUGAUAUACAAUUUUUGAAACCAUUUUUACAAUGUUUAUGUGUCGCUAUUGCAUUUUUCACAUGUUUGUCAAGAGUAACGGAUAACAAACAUCACCCAACAGAUGUAAUUGGAGGAGCCAUCAUUGGAUUUAGUAUUGCAAUUUUUACAGCUGUAAGAGUUGGUACUUAUUUAUGGUCACUCUCGGUUUAUUGCGAAACAAAUGAAGAAACAGAAAAAGAUCAAUUACCAAAAGAAAAGCGUAUACCUGCACCAGAAUUAGAUACAGAGAAUAAAAAAAGUGAAAAUCCAAACAUUUCAGAGGUACAAUAUCAUACAAAGGACACAACGGCAACGAAUCGAAAUGUAAACCGUGGCAAUUAUGAUAAUGUUAAACCAUUUUCAUCAAAAAAUCAUGUUACACCAUACACGCCUUUUCCAACCAGCGGAGGUGGAAACAAAAUUUCGCAUAAAGCGUUUGAUGAAGCGCCUGUAUGA
Messenger RNA from Didymodactylos carnosus, 1611 nucleotides. Lineage: Eukaryota; Metazoa; Rotifera; Eurotatoria; Philodinida; Philodinidae. The record is from the annotation of a GenBank genome assembly.